AGGGGCAGAAGGGAAAUGUUGUUUCUUCCAGGGGUUUGAAAUGUUUGGUUUAGAGUCCUGAGCUCUGUCUUCCUGUUUGUCUCCUUCUGCCACUUUCAGAUCUCUUGGAGAGAGAAGGUGGGUGAGGCUACAGAAUAACAUCCACGUUUUGCUCCAGAUCAUCCCAUCCUCCCAGGGGGAAGGCAAUGGCUGCAUUGAAGCUGGCUCAGGGUCUCCAGUUUCCGAACCUGAUGUGAUUUCACAGCUGGAACGAGGGGAAGAGCCGUGGGUCCCAGACCGCCAGAGUUCUGAGAAAGAAGUGCCUCCAAGAGCUACUUGCACAGGGAGUGAUCUAUGUCUGGAUUCUCUAAGUCUCCCAUCAGGUGAUGUGAUGGUGAGUCAGAUUGAGGAGGAAAAACCCCAUCAGGAAGAUGCUGAGCAAGGAGAACCACAUGGAACUUUAUCAGGAAGAUCCAAAGGGAAUGUUUCCGGGAGUUAUGCACUCCCAGAAAAAACAAAAACCUGUGAGACUCAGGGGAGGCCAGAGGGAAAUUUUAGUAGCCUCUCAGACCUUAUAACAAGCGACAGAAUCAACUUGGAAGAGAGACGCUACACAUGCCAUGAGUGUGGGAAAAGCUUCAAUCGGAGCUCACACCUUAGCAGACAUCGGACAGUCCAUACAGGUGAGAAACCUUAUGGAUGCUCUGAGUGUGGGAAAUGCUUCAUCGAUAGUUCAGCCCUCAUCUCACAUCAGCGAAUCCACACAGGAGAAGCGCCCCACACAUGCUCAGAGUGCGGGAAAAUCUUUGGUUGGAGCUCUACCUUAAACACACAUUGUAGAAUCCACACAGGAGAGAAGCCCUACACAUGCUCUGAGUGCGGGAAAAGCUUCAAUCAGCGCGCACACCUUAUCACACAUCAGAGAAUCCACACAGGAGAAAGGCCCUACACAUGCUCUGAGUGUGGGGAAACCUUUAAUCAGAGCUCAAACCUUAUCACACAUCAGCGAAUCCACACAGGAGAGACGCCCUACACAUGCUCUGAGUGCGGUGAAAGCUUCAAUCAUCGCUCCGCCCUUAUCACACAUGGAAGAAUCCACACAGGAGAAAGGCCCUACACAUGCUCUGAGUGUGGGAAAACCUUUAAUCAGAGCUCAAACCUUAUCAGACAUAGGAAAAUCCACAAGGGUGAGAAGGCCUAUACGUGCACUGAGUGCGGGAAAAGCUUCAGUCAGCGCUCACACCUUAUCACACAUCAGAGAAUCCACACAGGAGAGACACCCUACACAUGUACUGAGUGCGGGAAAAGUUUCAAUCACCGCUCUGCCCUUAUCACACAUCGAAGAAUCCACACAGGAGAAAGGCCCUACACAUGCUCUGAGUGUGGGAAAACCUUUAAUCAGAGCUCAAACCUUAUCAGACAUCGGAUAAUCCACAUGGGUGAGAAACCUUAUGGAUGCUCUGAGUGUGGGAAAUGCUUCAUCGAUAGUUCAGCCCUCAUCUCACAUCAGCGAAUCCACACAGGAGAAGCGCCCCACACAUGCUCAGAGUGCGGGAAAAUCUUUGGUUGGAGCUCUACCUUAAACACACAUUGUAGAAUCCACACAGGAGAGAAGCCCUACACAUGCUCUGAGUGCGGGAAAAGCUUCAAUCAGCGCGCACACCUUAUCACACAUCAGAGAAUCCACACAGGAGAAAGGCCCUACACAUGCUCUGAGUGUGGGGAAACCUUUAAUCAGAGCUCAAACCUUAUCACACAUCAGCGAAUCCACACAGGAGAGACGCCCUACACAUGCUCUGAGUGCGGUGAAAGCUUCAAUCAUCGCUCCGCCCUUAUCACACAUGGAAGAAUCCACACAGGAGAAAGGCCCUACACAUGCUCUGAGUGUGGGAAAACCUUUAAUCAGAGCUCAAACCUUAUCAGACAUAGGAAAAUCCACAUGGGUGAGAAGGCCUAUACGUGCACUGAGUGCGGGAAAAGCUUCAGUCAGCGCUCACACCUUAUCACACAUCAGAGAAUCCACACAGGAGAGACACCCUACACAUGUACUGAGUGCGGGAAAAGCUUCAAUCACCGCUCUGCCCUUAUCACACAUCGAAGAAUCCACACAGGAGAAAGGCCCUACACAUGCUCUGAGUGUGGGAAAACCUUUAAUCAGAGCUCAAACCUUAUCAGACAUCGGAUAAUCCACAUGGGUGAGAAAGCUUAUGGAUGCUCUGAGUCUGGGAAACUUUUCUUUAAUCAUUCAGGCCUCGUCUUACAUCAGAGAAUCCACUCAGGGGAGACACCGUACACAUUAUCUGAGUGUGGGAAAAGCUUCAGGCACAGCUCAAACGUUGUCUCACAUAGGAGAAUCCACAUGGGGGAGAGUGCGGGAAAAGCUUCAAUCAGCGCUCAAGGCUCAUUAGACAUCAGAAAAUCCACAUGAGAGAGAAUUGUAAUAAAUCCCUUGACUAGGGUUGGCCAAAAAAAAAUUUUUAAAAAAAAAUUACAUUUGCUAAUUCCCACAUAGUGAUUUUUGCAUCAUCUUCACCGUGGUGUCUCAGCUCCACUAGAUGAGUUGCCUGCUUCUGCCUGUUGCAGCUCAUCCUUCUUUGGGGUCAGUCCUAUGAUCUUUUCUAUCAUCUCCUUUCCUUUUGAGUCAUAGGAGUGUGUG
Molecule: messenger RNA, 2635 nt
Organism: Gopherus flavomarginatus (Mexican gopher tortoise)
Lineage: Eukaryota; Metazoa; Chordata; Testudines; Testudinidae
Product: zinc finger protein 883-like
Exons: 5
Coding region: 371-2407 (678 amino acids)
Biological process (GO): negative regulation of transcription by RNA polymerase II
Molecular function (GO): RNA polymerase II cis-regulatory region sequence-specific DNA binding; DNA-binding transcription repressor activity, RNA polymerase II-specific
Source: RefSeq, a predicted model, not a curated record